AUGGGUCCCAAGAAGCUCACCUGGCUCAUCACUGGUUGCUCCUCAGGCUUCGGCCUCUCCCUGACACGCGCCGCACUCGCUGGGGGGCACAAGGUCAUUGCAACUUCCCGCAACCCUUCUCGCACCCCGGAACUGGUCGCCGAGGUUGAGAGUAAAGGGGGUAAAUGGGUCAAGCUGGAUCUGGACGACCCGCAGAAUGGUGAUGUGAUUACUGAGCUUGAGAAGGGUGGGGAUGAUCAUAUUGACGUGCUUGUCAACAACGCAGGCUGGUCCGUCCACGCACCUGUUGAGACCUUCACCGAAGAGGAAGUGCGAGCGCAAAUGGAAACAAUCUAUUUUGGCCCGCUCCGUCUGAUCCGCGCGGUUCUGCCCCAUAUGCGUCAGCGCCGGUUUGGUGUGAUUGUCAACAUGAGUAGCGGUGCCUCGCUCGACGGCAUGCCCUCGAUGGGUGUCUAUGCGGGUGCGAAGGCCGGUUUGGAUGGUCUCACCAAGGUCCUUGCCAAGGAGGUUGCUCCAUUCAACAUCCGCACCCUGACCGUUGUACUCGGCACCUUUAACACCAAUAUGCCCGGUACUGUGGGUCUGGGCAAGACGCCUCUCCCAGAGGAUUACAAGGGAACCGUCACCGAGCAGGUGCAGGAUCUUCUGAUGACCGGGAAGCUCAAGUUGAAUGGGGAUAAAGAUAAAGCCAUGAACGCCUUAUACCAGAUAAUCAUAGGGGAGGGAGUAGGCGAAGGACUUGAAGCAGAGAGACUACUGCCUCUGGGUAGCGAUAUGACUCCUCGCCUUCAGGGAGUGCGGGACUUUCUCGGCCAUGCUCUGGAGGUAUUUGGCUCGGUGACUAAUAAUGUGAAUAUCGACGAGUAG
Aspergillus clavatus NRRL 1 is the source of this 867-nucleotide messenger RNA. RefSeq names its product SDR family oxidoreductase. Bases 1 to 867 code for a protein of 288 amino acids. Lineage: Eukaryota; Fungi; Ascomycota; Eurotiomycetes; Eurotiales; Aspergillaceae. Gene Ontology annotation, molecular function: oxidoreductase activity. The record is from RefSeq and is a predicted model, not a curated record. The transcript has 2 exons.